UCUCUUCACUCUCUUGCAAGGGUUUUUCCCGCACACAUCUCCGCAGCUCAGAGUCUCUCUCUCUCUCUCUCUCAGUGCAGAGCUCAACGACCACUGUUGGAUCCUCCAUUUCCAUUUUUAGGGUUUCUCUUCUAUUUACUUUCCCCGACUUGCUCUGCCACUCUCGUGCUUAAGUCGGAGUAAGGAGAAUGGCGAUCUCAACUACGACACCCGACAUCCUGGGCGAACGCCAGUCGGGUCAGGACGUCCGUACACAGAACGUUGUGGCAUGUCAAGCUGUGGCCAACAUUGUCAAGUCCUCGCUUGGUCCUGUCGGGCUCGACAAGAUGCUUGUAGAUGACAUUGGUGAUGUAACAAUCACUAAUGAUGGGGCUACGAUCCUCAAGAUGUUGGAGGUGGAGCAUCCAGCUGCUAAGGUACUUGUAGAGUUGGCCGAGCUUCAAGACAAAGAGGUUGGAGAUGGGACAACUUCAGUGGUCAUUGUAGCCGCAGAGUUGCUCAAGAGGGCAAAUGAUUUGGUCAGAAAUAGGAUCCAUCCAACAUCCAUAAUCAGUGGUUACAGACUUGCCAUGAGGGAAGCUUGUAAGUACGUCGAUGAGAAGUUGGCUGUUAAGGUUGACAAGCUUGGAAAAGAAUCACUAGUUAACUGUGCCAAGACUAGCAUGUCAUCGAAGCUGAUUGCUGGUGAUAGUGACUUCUUCGCAAACUUGGUAGUUGAUGCUGUGCAAGCAGUGAAGAUGACUAAUGUUCGUGGGGAAGUUAAAUACCCAAUCAAGGGAAUCAACAUCCUCAAGGCUCAUGGAAAAAGUGCCAGAGAGAGCUACCUUUUGAAUGGGUAUGCCUUGAACACUGGACGUGCAGCUCAGGGAAUGCCUGUCAGAGUUGCCGCUGCAAAGAUAGCUUGUCUCGACUUCAAUCUUCAAAAGACGAAAAUGCAACUUGGUGUUCAAGUUGUAGUAUCUGAUCCUAGGGAGCUCGAGAAGAUUCGUCAAAGGGAAGCUAACAUGACAAAAGAGCGCAUUGAGAAACUAUUGAAAGCUGGGGCCAAUGUUGUAUUGACCACAAAAGGGAUUGAUGACAUGGCACUUAAGUACUUUGUGGAGGCUGGGGCAAUUGCUGUUAGACGUGUGAGGAAAGAGGAUAUGCGUCACAUUGCAAAGGCCACUGGAGCAACCAUGGUUUCAACAUUUGCUGAUAUGGAAGGAGAAGAGACUUUUGAUUCAUCAUUUCUUGGAUAUGCUGAUGAAGUAGUCGAGGAGCGCAUUUCUGAUGAUGAUGUGAUCUUGAUAAAGGGGACAAAAACAACUAGCGCGGUUUCUCUGAUUCUAAGAGGUGCAAAUGAUUUUAUGCUCGAUGAGAUGGAGAGAGCUCUUCAUGAUGCUCUAUGCAUUGUUAAGAGGACACUUGAAUCCAAUACGGUGGUUGCCGGUGGAGGUGCAGUUGAGGCUGCAUUAUCUGUUUAUUUGGAGUAUCUGGCCACAACAUUAGGAUCCCGCGAGCAGUUGGCGAUCGCAGAAUUUGCUGAAUCUUUGCUAAUCAUUCCGAAGGUGCUUGCAGUUAAUGCUGCUAAGGAUGCAACUGAGUUGGUUGCUAAACUGCGAGCUUAUCACCACACAGCCCAAACAAAGGCUGAUAAGAAGCAUUUAUCCAGCAUGGGUUUAGAUCUAUUGAAGGGGAUUGUCCGCAACAACCUGGAAGCUGGUGUUAUUGAACCUGCAAUGAGCAAAGUGAAGAUAAUCCAGUUUGCGACUGAAGCUGCCAUCACCAUUCUCCGGAUCGACGACAUGAUCAAGCUCAUCAAGGAUGAAAAUCAAAAUGAAGAAUAGAUCAUUUUCCUCCUAUCUCAAGAAAAAUGAUCAUUUUCCUCCUAUGUCAAGAUUUUUGGGACAAGUUUUUUCUUACGAUUCCAAUGGGAAUAGUAUGGUUGGGGCUUGUGGUGGUGAGAUUGGUCCUAAUCCGUUUGGGGCCCUCUUCAUGAGUUUGUAUCACCGUGGAACUGGCGGGAGGAAAUAAUGCUAGCUUAGAUGUUAAAGGUACUCACAAAUUGGUGUUCUUUCUGAAAGGGGUUGGUUAUGCAAAUUUGAAUUUUGGAUGGUGAUCUUGUUAUAUUUUGUGCUUCAGACAAGACCAUAUAAUUGAUUUUGUCGAGUUGCUUUGGUUUUC
Punica granatum (pomegranate) is the source of this 2163-nucleotide messenger RNA. NCBI's taxonomy places the organism in Eukaryota, Viridiplantae, Streptophyta, Magnoliopsida, Myrtales, Lythraceae. The record is from RefSeq and is a predicted model, not a curated record.